AAAUCGAAAGCCCCCCCCCCCUGCGGUCUCAACACAAUCUUAGAGAAAAAGAGAAAGAGAUUUAUUUUGUAAUAGUUACAAUCUUCCGUAAGAAAGUUUUUUUUUUUUAUUAUAAUAUAUACAAAUGUCAAAACACUCCUAAGGAAUUUGUGAGGCACGACAGUGGGAAGGGCCAGAAAACAAGUUUCUGAGGAAGAAAAAAAAAAAAUACUUUUUUUUUCCUGAAUUAUGGAUGGACCACAAACGAUAAAAGAAAGUAAUUCACUUACCGAAAAAAUGGAUUUAUUCAAUUCUUGUUUACUGAAUCGAUUAAAAACAUUGCCACGAGAUCCGAGUUUAAUUGUCCGUCCUCUAAACACCAAUGAUUAUGAAAAAGGAUUUACUCAACUUUUGAGCCAACUCACCGAAGUCGGAUCAAUAGGAGAAGAUCAAUUUCUCAGUAGAUUUGCAAAAAUGAAAAACGCCGGCGGCUAUUAUGUAAUUGUAAUAGAAGAUCGAAAUAUUGGAAAAAUUAUAGGCAGCGCUACUUUAGUUGUUGAACAAAAAUUCAUUCACAAUUGCGGUUUGCGUGGUCGAUUGGAGGACGUCGUUGUAAAUUCCACAUAUCGAGGGCAACAAUUGGGAAAAAUUCUUGUAAUGGCAGUAACACAACUCUCACGUCAAUUGAAAUGUUACAAAUUAUCACUCGAUUGUAAAGACAAAUUAGUUCCAUUCUACGAAAGUUUGGGCUUCAAACUUGAACCUGGAAAUGCAAAUCAAAUGAACGUUCGAUUUCCCGCCAAUCAAGCUGAACAAUCACAUUUAUGAUAAAAAAUAGAA
This is a messenger RNA of Leptopilina boulardi, 819 nucleotides long. It is a transcript of the gene Gnpnat, whose product is annotated as probable glucosamine 6-phosphate N-acetyltransferase. Gene Ontology annotation, biological process: UDP-N-acetylglucosamine biosynthetic process. Bases 229 to 807 code for a protein of 192 amino acids. Gene Ontology annotation, molecular function: monosaccharide binding; glucosamine 6-phosphate N-acetyltransferase activity. The record is from RefSeq and is a predicted model, not a curated record. The transcript has 5 exons. Gene Ontology annotation, cellular component: endoplasmic reticulum; Golgi apparatus; endoplasmic reticulum-Golgi intermediate compartment. Lineage: Eukaryota; Metazoa; Arthropoda; Insecta; Hymenoptera; Figitidae.